AAACAAUUAGGUUCAUCAGUCCUCACUACAUUCUCUCCUUUCCACUAUUAAUACAAUGGCUCUACAUUUUGCCUCGUUUCAAACCACGAGCUCUCUACCAUUUACAGGGACAACGCCGGUGCCAUUCGAUCAAAGUCUUCAAUUCAUGUACAAUGUGAUUUGAGCCCAGUACCAGGCAAAACCACAACUGAUCGCCGGUCUGCAAAUUAUAUGCCUACCGUUUGGGAUUAUGAUCGCAUUCAAUCAAUAAAAUGUGUUUAUCAGGGAGAGCAAUAUAUGAACCGAUCCAAGGUGCUCAAGCAACAGCUCAACGCACUUUUAGUAGAGAGAAUAAAUGAACCAGUUGCAUUGCUCGAGCUCAUAGACUCCAUACAACGAUUGGGAGUGGGCUAUCACUUCGAGGAGGAGAUCAAAGUGACUCUAGACAACAUUUAUGCUAGUGGAAAUAUCCAGCACUCAUGGAGUGAUGAUCUCUAUAGAGUCUCACUCGCAUUUCGGCUACUCAGACAACAUGGAUAUCAUAUGUCAUCAGAUGUAUUUGGCAGAUUCAAAGAUGAAAAAGGGAAUUUCAAACUAAGUUUGAUUGGAGAUGUGAAGGGAAUGUUGAACUUGUAUGAAGCUGCUCACCUGUGCUUACCUAGAGAAUAUGUAAUGGAUGAAGCUUGGGGUUUCACUAAUAGAAAUCUCAAGAAGGCUUUGAUGGAUCAAAUAGAGCCAAGUCUUGCUCAAAAAAUACAACAUUCCUUAGAGAUUCCCUUGCACUGGAGAACGAUUAGGCAAGAGGCUAAACAUUACAUGGGAGACUAUGCACAAGAGGAUCACAUGGUCCCCAUUUUGCUUGAAUUUGCUACAUUGGACUUCAAUUCAGUACAAUGCAUGCACCAAGAAAAUCUUACAAAUAUGUCAAGGUGGUGGGCAGAUUUGGGGUUAUCAACUAACCUUCCUUUUGCUAGAGACCGGCUUGUUGAAACUUUAUGGUGUACGAUAGGGCUUAUCUUUGAGCCUGAAUUCAGCAUGACUAGGGAGGCCCUCACCAAAAUAAACUGCCUAAUUGCAUCUAUUGAUGACGUUUAUGACAUUUAUGGGUCACAAGAUGAAUUGGAACUCUUCACCACAGCGGUUCAAACGUAUGAAAAUAUUUGUUUCUUCUUUCCUCCUUCAGUAUCCAACUAUCCUGCAGAUGUGCAGAGAUCAAGAAACAAUCCUUCCUUUUUCUUUCAAACUACCCUCUUCCUUAGAAGAGUGGAUGCCAUGGAGAGCCUUCCAGACUAUAUGAAAAUAUGUUAUUUGGCAUUAUACAACACAAUUGAUGAGAUAUCUUACAACAUUAUGAAGGAACAAGGAUUGGAUAUCAAAAACAACCUUAAGAAGAUGUGGGCAGAACUAUGUAAAGCAUUCCUGGUUGAGGCAAAGUGGUUCAAGAUGAGUUAUACACCGACCUUAGAUGAGUACCUGAGUAAUGGAUGGAUAUCAUCAUCGAGGCCACUAAUCUUGGUCCAUGCAUAUUUCCUUGUUGCACAAAAUAUUACAGAAGAGGCAAUAAAUUGCAUAAGCAAUGACCUGAACCUCAUUCGUUGGCCAUCGUUGAUGUUUAGACUUUGCAACGAUGUGGCAACUUCUGCGGAUGAGAUCCAAAGAGGAGAUGCAGCAACAUCUAUUCAAUGCUACAUGCAUGAAACUGGGGCAUCUGAGGAAGUUGCCCAUAGUAAUAUCAAGGAGUUGAUCAGAGAUGUAUGGAAAAAACUCAAUGGAGAGUGUCUUACUCCUUCCCUCUUUCCCAAACCAUAUGUCAAUAUUGUAGUUAACCUUGCACGGGUGGCCUAUUGUUUAUACCGAUGUGGAGAAGGCUAUGGAAAUCCGAACUUUGAUACUAGGGAACAUGUUAAGGAGUUGCUCUUUCAACCAAUGCCAACUACUUAAGGAUCUGUUGCAGUAGUAGUCGUAUAUAUAUAUACUUGGAAACAAAUAGGACCCAUGUUGCAUAGGCUUAGGUAGUUUGUACUUCGAUUUGUACAAAUAGUACUCGACAAUAUCAAAUUUUGUGUGUGUGAGAGAGAGAGGGGGGAUUUACAGAGGUAAAGUGAGAUAAAAGCUGAGAGAGAGAGGAAAUUUACAUGCCAAAUGCAUGUUCAAGAGAAGGAAUCAUUUCUUCAACAUGUCAAAUGCACGUUCAAGAACAUUCUGAAAAGAUGAAAGCCAUAGGUUGAAGAGCUCCUUUGCAUUUUGUGCGGCUAAAAUUCUCCGACCGUAAGCCUUCACAUGAUUCCUCGCAGACCGAAAUAGAGCUAUGACGUUUCGUGUGUUCGCAUAAAGUGUGCAUCAUGCAUGCAGUCCUACAAACGUUGUGUGAUUCAUGGUCUGAUGUGAUGCUUUGUCUAUGAAAGCUUCCCAUAAGAGUGAAGAUAUUGUGAUCUGGGGUGUGUAAUUAGUAGUAAAAAGACAGAGAAGCCAAAAAAAAAAAAGAAAAAACCUCCUAUCUGUGUCAAUUCUUGGAGUCAACAUUAACCAAAA
This is a messenger RNA of Amborella trichopoda, 2511 nucleotides long. NCBI's taxonomy places the organism in Eukaryota, Viridiplantae, Streptophyta, Magnoliopsida, Amborellales, Amborellaceae. The record is from RefSeq and is a predicted model, not a curated record.